AUGCGCAGCUCAGUCAGCUCCGCCUUGGCUCGGCGCCGUGCUGCUGGAGGGCUGCUCCCCUGGCGUCGCCUCCUGCGCCCGCCAUGCGCGCGGGCUCGGGCCGCGCUCGCCACCUCGAGUGCGGCGGCUACCCCUUUCCUUUCGUCGUCGGGUCGACCGCCGAAGCUGCCUGGAAGGCUAUCAGGGCGCUCGGGCUGGACCACUGCUCCACGGAGCGACCCUCCCGUCCCCGUGGUUGUCCACGGCAGCGGACCUGCUCAGAAUCUUCUCGUGCACUACGGGCUUGCCUUCCCCGUACCUCUUCAGCCUCACGUCUAUCGCGCCGCAGCUUCGUGGAGAAGCAGCGAUGCAAAGGAGAUGGCGGCCUGGUGGCCAGAUCGCGAGAUGCCCAACGCCAAUUGA
This is a messenger RNA of Prorocentrum cordatum, 402 nucleotides long. The record is from the annotation of a GenBank genome assembly. Lineage: Eukaryota; Dinophyceae; Prorocentrales; Prorocentraceae.